AGAGAUCACUGGCGGAUGCGGGGAGGUACCAGAACCCGACUGCUAGAUUUGUACCCUUUGGGCUCCCCGGGGGCGGAGCUCUGGGCGGGAUCUAUCCCGGCGCGGAAGGAUGAUGGGCGUGGCCAUCUGGGGUUGGGCUUGGGGGUCCCAGGGACUGGGGCGGGGCGCGGGCUGGCGCUGCGCAGCCGCGGGGCGGCAUCCGCGCAUGCGGGGCUCACUCGGCUGCAGCCGGCGCCUACUGCCACUCCCGGGAGCAUGAAGGACCGAACCCAGGAGCUCCGCACGGCCAAAGACAGCGAUGACGAUGACGAUGUCACUGUCACCAUGGACCGAGACCGCUUCAUGGAUGAGUUCUUUGAACAGGUGGAAGAGAUCCGGGGCUUUAUCGACAAGAUUGCCGAAAACGUGGAGGAGGUGAAGCGGAAACACAGCGCCAUCCUGGCCUCCCCCAACCCGGACGAGAAGACCAAGGAGGAACUGGAAGAGCUCAUGUCCGACAUAAAGAAAACAGCAAACAAGGUUCGCUCCAAGUUAAAGAGCAUCGAGCAGAGCAUCGAGCAGGAGGAAGGUCUGAACCGCUCCUCUGCCGACCUGAGGAUCCGGAAGACGCAGCACUCCACGCUGUCGCGAAAGUUUGUGGAGGUCAUGUCGGAAUACAACGCCACGCAGUCCGACUACCGAGAACGCUGCAAAGGACGUAUCCAGAGGCAGCUGGAGAUCACCGGCCGGACCACGACCAGUGAGGAGUUGGAAGACAUGCUGGAGAGCGGAAACCCUGCCAUAUUCGCCUCUGGGAUCAUCAUGGACUCCAGCAUCUCGAAGCAGGCUCUGAGUGAGAUCGAGACCAGACACAGUGAGAUCAUCAAGCUGGAGAACAGCAUCCGGGAGCUACACGAUAUGUUCAUGGACAUGGCCAUGUUGGUGGAGAGCCAGGGGGAGAUGAUUGACAGGAUCGAGUACAAUGUGGAGCACGCUGUGGACUACGUGGAGCGGGCUGUGUCUGACACCAAGAAGGCCGUCAAGUACCAGAGCAAGGCGCGCAGGAAGAAGAUCAUGAUCAUCAUUUGCUGUGUGAUUCUGGGCAUCGUCAUCGCCUCCACCAUCGGGGGCAUCUUUGGAUAGAAACCGGCCCCUCCCACCUCUCCACUCUGGAUGGGUCUCCCUGAGGAGGCCCCUGGCUGCUGUGUCUGGCUGGGUUGCCCUCCCCACCCCUGCCUUCUGGCCGGGAGCCCUUCCCCUCCCAUCCCACACUGCUCCCUCUCUGCCAUGAGGCUCCCGUCCCCACCACCCUGCCCCAAGCCGUGUCGUGUGCAUGAUCUUGUGACAGUGUGUGUCUGUUCAGGAGGCAGAGGGGAGCAGGAUCGGGAACGGCCAGAGGGGCUGGGGACAGGUCAGUGUGGGCAAGACUUGGGCCCUAGCCAGGUCCGCCUUUCUUCAGGCCUGAGGUCUACCCUCCUCUGGAACUCGGGCUCCUUUCUGGCCCGCAACCUUGCCCUCACCUGCCCUGCCCUCUGGCUUCUCCAGCUCUCCCCACCAUGCCAAGGCACCUGGAGGGUGGGGACCAGCUGGUCACAUGGUGCUGCUUUUCAGGUUAGGGGAGAGGUGUCCCAAGGGAUAGCCCAGCACUGAAGUUCUUUGUGAGCUUAACCACUGCCAGGAGGCUCAGGGGCCAUAGCUGCUGGUGUUUUAGGAGCACCCAGUAUCCCCACUUUGAGCAAAGCCUGACAAUGUCUCUGGCCUCAGCUGCCCGUACCACAGCCCUGGGGGUCAUGUCCCUGGGCUGGGCCUGAGCCUAGUGAACUUGUGCAAGAAGUUUGGUGGUAUCCUCUCCAGCCUUGCUUGUAGCUGAGAGGUGGAGCAGACCUCAGGCCUCUGCCUACAGUCUCUAACAGGCAUGUCGGGUCGCGGCCAGAGUUGCAUGUUGGGGACAGUGGUCCCCUGCUCUCUCUAUGCUCUGAAAAGCCAGGUGUCACUUUGGGCCUGCAGUCUCGCCCUGCUCUGUCUCCCACUGAUGUGCCACGUGAUGUCAGGUGUCCUGGAUGCAGUAUUCAGCAGCCAGCUGGGGGGGGGGGCUUCCCCACUUCCCUCCCCUGCCAUCUUGGGGCUUCUCAGAGUCAAAAAAAAAAUAUACCCCCUGCCCCAGGAACCCUUUCUCAUGCACAGGCAAGGAGUGUGCAUGCGUGUGCAUGCAGCGGGAGUUGGGGCCGUGUCUGUGUGCCCCCGUUCCUCAGCUUUGCUCCUGCCCAGUGACUGUGACCACUGUCCGUGCUGCCUUCUCUCACGGCCCCUCCCUCCACCCCUUCACCAAAGGUCUUGGUACAACCAGCUGCCCAUUUUGUGAGAUUUUUAUGUAGAAUAAACAUUUGUAUCUGUAGUGA
Messenger RNA from Peromyscus californicus insignis, 2378 nucleotides. RefSeq names its product syntaxin 1A (gene Stx1a). Gene Ontology annotation, biological process: synaptic vesicle fusion to presynaptic active zone membrane; exocytosis; intracellular protein transport. The record is from RefSeq and is a predicted model, not a curated record. NCBI's taxonomy places the organism in Eukaryota, Metazoa, Chordata, Mammalia, Rodentia, Cricetidae. Gene Ontology annotation, cellular component: presynaptic active zone membrane; synaptic vesicle; SNARE complex. The transcript has 10 exons. Gene Ontology annotation, molecular function: SNARE binding; SNAP receptor activity. The coding region runs from base 16 to 1122 and encodes 368 amino acids.